AACCAGCCAGACGCGUUAGUUUCCUUCUGGAGACCCGUCAGUGAAGUAGUGCGCAGUUCAAAACAGUAUUAUCGUAAGCCUAAGCCUAUAGAUAUGGCUAAAAUCGACCGGGUGUUGAUAUGUGUGGCCUUGUCGUUGUUCGUGGUCCCGCUAGCUUCUAGCUACAGAAUAUUGGGCAUCAAUACCAGCCCUAGCCGAUCGCAUGUGAUUGUGCAGGAUGCUCUUAUGAAAGAGUUGGCACGCCGGGGCCAUCACGUCACGAUGGUGAGUCCUUACCCCGAGCCGGAGCGCAUACCGAACUAUCGUAAAAUUACGAUCCCCAUCGAUCCAUGGGCAACAGAUUUCACGAAAAUCAUCUUCGAAAACACCAACUCCCGAUGGUUGAUGAUGCAGAUGAUGCCAUACAUGCUGCGUGCCAGUGCCGUUCCGGUUAAUAAAACGCUACGUUCGCCAGAGGUUCAGAGUGUGCUAAAAGAACCGGAGGGAUUCGAUCUACUCAUUACCGGGAUCAUGACGGAUGCUGCGUUCGGUGUGAGUCACCAGCUCGGCUGUCCGACUGUAGUGGUAUGCCCGAAUGCAGCGAUGGCGGUCGUGAACGAUAUGGUCGGCAAUCCAACACCGAUCUCCACCAUUCCAAACAUGAUGCUGGGUUUGACGCAUCCAAUGUCGUUCCGAGAUCGGCUGGCAAACCUUGGUGGGUUUUUGUUUGAUGAGGUUUUUUCGUUCGUGUGGAAGUACUAUCAGCGGCAAACCUACGAAGAGCAUUUCCCACCGGGACAGUAUCCAUCGUACGAGGCGGUUCGGAAGAAUGUUUCACUCGUGUUCUUGAAUCACCACUUCACCAAAGGUUCUCCACGACCGUACGUACCAGCGAUGAUUGAGGUUGGUGGAUUGCAGAUCAAAGACAAACCUUCACCCCUGCCCGAAGACGUGCGCCAGUGGAUAGAGGGCGCGGAGGAGGGAGUUAUCUUUUUCAGCCUCGGCACCAAUCUGUUCAGCUCUUCCAUGCCGCCGGAGAUGCUGAGUGCAAUACUGCAAACAUUCCGCACGCUGAAGCAACGCAUCAUCUGGAAAUGGGACACGCAGGACAUGCCGAACAAACCGGCCAACGUGAUGCUGAAGGACUGGCUACCGCAGGACGACAUUCUAGCCCAUCCGAACGUGCGGCUGUUUAUCAUGCACGGUGGAUUGGGUGGCAUUGCGGAGGCACUGUUCCACGGGGUACCACUCGUCGGCAUACCGAUGUUCGGCGAUCAGCCCGUCAAUCUGGCCAAGGUUGAAAAGGAAGGCUGGGCAUACGUUCUGAAGCACACCGAGGUCACGGUGGAGACGUUCUCGAGGGCGGUUAAUGAAGUGCUGCACAAUCCACGCUAUCGGGACAGUGUGCAACGAUUGUCCGAGCUGUUUCGGGAUCGACCCCAAAGCGCCAUGGAUACGGCCGUGUACUGGACGGAGUAUGUCAUACGGCACAAGGGAGCGCCCCAUCUAAGAUAUCCGGGAGCGGAUAUGAACUUUUGCAAGCGCCAUUCGCUGGACGUGUUGGCGUUGUUGGGACUAGUGGCAAUAGUGAUCUUUAAGGUACUCCAGUUUGGUUUUAGGCUGUGUUGCAGCAGAAAAGUGAUCAAAUUGAAGCGGCAAUAGAAUCAGAGGAGUGUUUGUUUGCAAUAAGAAAGUCCAAAUAAGUAUUUUGCCUUACACAAAAUGCCGAGCAGUAAUAGGAUAUUUCUUAAAAUAGACACCCCACGCUAUAGCACCUGCGUUUUUAGUAGCUCUCAGAAUAUAUAAGCAAAUCUGUCAAACGCAAACGUGAGCAAAUUGAUAUUCAUUCCCAUUAGGAUUUAUUAACAGCGGCGCACGGAGCCAUCAAUCGUGAAACGAAAACUUAAUUCGGUAUAUGACAAAAUGCCUGCAGCGCGGUGUCUGAUUUCAGACGGCUUAAUUUAACAUUCACAGCCAGUAGAAACCGGAGAACGUGCCAUUACCGCAUAUUGGUGCUAUUCUCCUUUUCCAGCCCGAGUGAAAUCUGCUGAUCCGGGUGACGGUCAAACAAAUUAAAAAAAACACACAUUGGAAAGAUAUAUGGAGCCAAAGUAUUAAGCUGAUCGGAAAC
Anopheles merus is the source of this 2110-nucleotide messenger RNA. RefSeq names its product UDP-glycosyltransferase UGT5-like. NCBI's taxonomy places the organism in Eukaryota, Metazoa, Arthropoda, Insecta, Diptera, Culicidae. Gene Ontology annotation, molecular function: UDP-glycosyltransferase activity. The transcript has 3 exons. Bases 94 to 1641 code for a protein of 515 amino acids. The record is from RefSeq and is a predicted model, not a curated record.